AUGAAGCAGACGAUCGCGAUGUUUAACGAGAAUUUGAGACAUAAAUACGCUGUUCCGGUGAGUGUUCCUUAUGAGGGCCAAGUCACGUUCUGGAGGACUCCACCUCCGUACGCGACCAUAACCCCUCACAAGCUGAGGGCGGUUCAUGUUCGCCCCUCGGUGUAUAUGAGGCCAGAUCACAGAACGAUGAGAACGUGGGUAUCACUAGCCCUACUAGUGCUGUGCAGCCAGGGUUACGCUGAACAGAGCGGUGAUGAGUACUGCGACGCUGACAGCGGACCCUGGAGCUGUCUGCUGAACGAGUGGGCGGUCACCGCGACCUCCAAUGAGACCUGCAGGAGAGGUCGCGUCAUGUCCUUACCCCCCACUAAAGGCUACUACGUGACAGACCGCAUCGACCCCCCACCACCGCCGCACCACAUGCACGGACCACCCCUCCAUGGCCACCCUGGACAUCAUUUGCACCCCCACGGCACACCGAAGCACCCAUACUAUGAAGAGUGGCAAGCGUCGCCGCCACCACCGCCUGGAGCCGGAAAGAUCGUGAAUAGACCACCGAAUCCAUAUAAGGAUCAGUUCAGACCAAGCUAUCCUCCCCCAUCUCCCAACCAGCCUAUACCAUUACCCCCACCGCAGUACCCGCGCCCCGGCGCAGCAGACCGCGUCGACGAGCCACCCCCUCAACCACCGCAGAAGAAGGUCACCGAGACUGACCUGUAUCUGCUGACAGCCAUUGAGAAACUCGUCUUCAGGGUAGACCUCAUGGAGAAGAGGUUGAGAAAGAUGGAGGAAAGCGUCCAUUAUUUGGUGGCGGGAAGGGAUCCUCAACCAGAUCCUUGCCCCGAAGAAUUCACCCGCGUGGGCACAGCUUGUUACCACUUCUCCUCGGAGUCGCUGGACUGGAAGAGCGCCAACCUGCGCUGUCGCAAGCUGAAGGCCAACUUACUGGAGUUCCAAACGGACGAGGAGAGAAAACAGAUACACUCUGCGCUGCUGACUGACAAAAGACGACGAGGCGACGACUGGUGGACAGGCGGUCUUAACCCUGGCCUGCUCUGGAUCUGGUCGCACACAGCCCGUCCGGUUCUCAACGACACCCGUGCCAACAACACGAUCGCCGGCGAGGGCCGCUGCCUGGCGCUGGCGUACAACCCCAACGUGUCGGGCUACGUGUACAGAGGGCAGGACUGCGCGGUCAGGGUACGAUACGUGUGCGAGAAGGACAACGACGCCGCGAGGUUAAGCAAUGAGAUAGAAAAAACAGCGAAGCAGUUGGAAGACACCAACGGGGUGCUAAAGAAGGUCCAGACUGUGAAGAAGGCCGAUACCACGGAAAAAUCCGUCGAGAAACAGACUGAGAGAGCGGUCGUUAAUGUGACGUCCUCUCUAUAAUGCCCUACAUUAAAAAACACUUUAUUGGUAUCAGCGCUUUUAACGUCUUAUUAUGUUUGAAUCCAAAAAGAAACGUCAUGAAAUAAGGUUCUAAAUAGCAAACUUAUUCAAUUAUAUGUUGCAUAUUUUCACUUUUGACUGAUAAGAAUAAGGUUGAUAUUUAAUUACCACUAAAUUAUUCUUAUAUUUUUAAGAAAGAUAGAACCGCCACAAAAGAAAAAGGAAAGUAGUGAAAUAUUACUCAAACAAUCUAAAAAGCGCUUGUGCAAAUGAGCCCUUGCAGUGUAGUGUGUAGCAUUCCAAAGCUGAUUUAUUUAUUUAUUUAUAAGGAAUAGGAAUAAGAAUAAAACCAAACAUGUCUGUUGUAAUUUCUUAUUAUUCUAAAAUAUUUACAAUUUAUAAGAAUCACAACAAAUUAACUUAAAAUAAAUAUUUAUUAUGAUUGCAGUUUCGCAACGUAACCAAAUUUCUCAAAGCGCGUUCCUGGCAACAUUUCAAAUGCGCCCAGUGUUGCCAGCGAAGCAAAAUAUUGCCUAAAACGUGCUUUGUCUAACUUCGUUCCAACCAAUCGUGAUCUGACAAACAACCAUUUCAUAUUUGCGUCUCGUAUUAAUUAUUUUAGAAAGACAAGGAUACAAAUAGAUGUUUACUUCCAGAUCAUGUUUGCUUGAAACGAAUAUUGUUUAUUCUAUCAGUGGGUCUAAAGUUUAUAUAAAAACUGUAAAAGACCAGCAAGAAUCAGGCUGAACGAAGACACAGAACAAAUAAGCAAACACCACUAUAUUUAUCGUAUAAAACUUGAGUUUAUUUGUUAUGUUUGCGUUCAGACUUUUUCUGAACAGGUUUCUCGCUCGUCAAACGCGCAAAAUAUUCAUUUUCAGUCUAAGGAUUACGCGCAAUGACGAACCACGAAUUUCACUAUCCGCCUAGUACAGUGGGCCACAGAUCAUUUUUACUGGAAGGCCAUUUAAAGCAAUGUUACGUUUGACGUGCGG
Messenger RNA from Amyelois transitella, 2387 nucleotides. Its product is annotated as glyceraldehyde-3-phosphate dehydrogenase, testis-specific. The transcript is spliced from 7 exons. The record is from RefSeq and is a predicted model, not a curated record. NCBI's taxonomy places the organism in Eukaryota, Metazoa, Arthropoda, Insecta, Lepidoptera, Pyralidae. Bases 1 to 1392 code for a protein of 463 amino acids.